This is a messenger RNA of Abrus precatorius (Indian licorice), 1217 nucleotides long. Its product is annotated as probable 3-hydroxyisobutyrate dehydrogenase-like 3, mitochondrial. The coding region runs from base 33 to 953 and encodes 306 amino acids. Lineage: Eukaryota; Viridiplantae; Streptophyta; Magnoliopsida; Fabales; Fabaceae. The record is from RefSeq and is a predicted model, not a curated record. Gene Ontology annotation, molecular function: oxidoreductase activity; NAD binding; NADP binding. The transcript has a single exon.
GUGCAGAGUCCCCUCCACCACAGCGCUGCGGAAUGGGAAACCCAUACCCAAACCCAAUUUCACCCUCCGAAACCCGAAUCGGAUGGAUCGGAAUCGGCGUAAUGGGUCACGCCAUGGCCUCUCGCCUCCUCUCCGCCGGUUACUCGGUCACCAUCUUUGCUCGCAACCCUUCCCACCCCAAUUCCCUCUAUCUCCAAUCCCAAGGGGCCCAACUCGCCCAUUCCCCGGCCCAACUCGCCCAACUCACCGACGUCCUUUUCACCAUGGUGGGCCACCCCUCCGACGUCCGCUCCGUCCUCCUCGGCCCAACCGGCGUCGUUUCCUCCCUGCGCCCUAAUUCUGUCACUGUCGAUACAACCAGCUCCCACCCCGACCUCGCCCGAGAAAUCUUCGAGGCGGCGCGUGCUCGAGGCGCGUGGUCCGUCGAUGCCCCGGUUUCCGGCGGGGACAUAGGCGCGCGUGACGGGAAGCUGGCGAUCUUCGCCGCCGGGGAAGCUUCGGUGGUGGAGUGGCUGAGGCCAGUGUUUACGGUGCUGGGGAAAGCGACGUACAUGGGUUCUGCGGGGUGCGGGCAAAGCUGCAAGAUCGCUAACCAGAUAACAAUUGGGGCGAAUUUGAUUGGUUUGAGCGAAACGUUAGUGUUCGCAAAGCGUGCGGGGUUGAACGUGGAGCAGUUGGUGGAGGCAAUGAAAAACGGUUCUGCGGGUUGCAAGGCUUUGGAAUUGUUCGGGGAGAGGAUGAUAAAGAGGGAUUUUCGACCCGGUGGGUUCGCAGAGUAUCAAGUGAAGGAUUUGGGAAUGGGGGUUGAUGUUGUGGAUAAUGAUAAAGUUGUUGUUUUGCCUGGUGCUUCCUUGUCCAAGCAAUUGUUUUCGAGUAUGGUGGCGAAUGGGCAAGGCAAGCUUGGAACACAUGGUGUUAUCUCUGUUAUUGAGAGGAUCAAUGGGAAUGAAUGAAUGAGUGAGUGAUAUUUGGAGGUUCCAAUUUCGUAGUGGUAAUAAAUCAAUGCCCAUGUUAGAUUUUAUUUUGACGUGGCAUUAAAAUUAAAAUUGUCAAGGUAGGAGGUAGUGUGAGUGUGGUUUGUAAUUGAUUUUUAUUUUAAUGGCUGUGCUGUUUGGUGUUGUCUACAUUUGCUUCUUUUUGUUUCGGAAUUGCAUGAGUUGCAACGUGCGUUUGCAUUAGAUAAUAACAAAGAUAAUCCCCAUUCACGACCCUCCAUU